GCUGUAGACAAAAAUGAAUUCGAGCCCAAUUUGUCUAUUUGCGGCUUGAUUUUGAGAAUUUGUGGUCGUAAGGAGGAUAGACUUUUGAUAGAGAGGAAAUUCGAAAAAGGCCAUGGAGCUUUCCAGAGCCUUCUGUUCAGUACAUUUUCUACUUCAGGGCAUUUGAGGAUAUAUGUUGGCAUGUUGCUGAUGAGUAGUCCUUUAGUGCCUCGAGUUUCAGGAAUGUUCUGCAGUUUCGGCUUAAUGGUAGAUAUUUUGAGGCUAAAGAUUUGCUCCACAUUUGUUCGCAUGAUAUUUGUAAACAUGACACGUCCGACAAAAGUCUCGGAGUUGUGUUUUCAAGUUUACGCAUACAAGGUUAUCAGCAUUAAG
Molecule: messenger RNA, 372 nt
Organism: Striga asiatica
Lineage: Eukaryota; Viridiplantae; Streptophyta; Magnoliopsida; Lamiales; Orobanchaceae
Source: the annotation of a GenBank genome assembly